GACAUCUAAAACGAUUUACGGCGUUGUUUAUUAACUCCUAUUUGAACUCGUGUGGACGAAGGGCGAAGUAACCAGCUAUCGACACUACUUAAUUGCAAGGAUUUAUUGAUAAGGGACAUUAUAAUUGAAGGCUGCUACGGUCUCAGGCAGUGACAUGGCCAACCCUCUGAGGAGUGAGGUUAGACAGCUGUACAAGAACCUCCUGUUUUUGGGACGGGAAUACCCCAAAGGCGCAGACUACUUCAGGGAACGUCUGAAGAGUGCCUUUAUGAAGAACAAAGAUGUCACAGACCCCAAGGAGAUCAGAAAGCUAGUUGACCGUGGGGAAUUUGUGAUAAAGGAACUGGAGGCCCUGUACUAUCUGAGGAAGUACAGAGCCAUGAAGAAGCGUUACUACGAAGAAGAAUUGUCCGCCGUGCUGAAUAUAGGCAGACCGGUAGACUGAUAGCCUAGCUAUUUGGUGGCUGGAUCUUCAGUGUGCGAGUUUUAGUUUAGCCGUCCAUGAACAAGACUGUUAUUAGCAACACAAACGUCCUUAAUUAAACACAAAUGUUAGGUAUAUAUUACAGACAAGUGUUAUGAGCUACACUUGCCACUCUGACCCACCUCGAAGUGUGGAAUGACAUCAACCAAAUGACUUCAUACAGUUCAAAUGACUACAGUUCUCUUGUGUACAUAAUUGUAAAUAAUACAUGAUAGAAUGUAUUGAUAGCGUGUACAAAGUAAUGUAAUUUAAUUAUAUAAAUUGGAGACACAGCUAUUUCAAAUGAAUGUUUAUUUUAAAUGUACAACACUGAUAGCCCUAUUUUUGAAAUAAAUGAGAAACAAGUCA
Molecule: messenger RNA, 832 nt
Organism: Salvelinus namaycush (lake trout)
Lineage: Eukaryota; Metazoa; Chordata; Actinopteri; Salmoniformes; Salmonidae
Product: electron transfer flavoprotein regulatory factor 1-like
Exons: 3
Coding region: 155-445 (96 amino acids)
Biological process (GO): respiratory electron transport chain
Cellular component (GO): mitochondrion
Source: RefSeq, a predicted model, not a curated record